Messenger RNA from Amaranthus tricolor (Joseph's coat), 2129 nucleotides. RefSeq names its product bifunctional 3-dehydroquinate dehydratase/shikimate dehydrogenase, chloroplastic. Gene Ontology annotation, molecular function: 3-dehydroquinate dehydratase activity; shikimate 3-dehydrogenase (NADP+) activity. The transcript is spliced from 11 exons. The record is from RefSeq and is a predicted model, not a curated record. Bases 239 to 1801 code for a protein of 520 amino acids. Gene Ontology annotation, biological process: shikimate metabolic process; chorismate biosynthetic process. NCBI's taxonomy places the organism in Eukaryota, Viridiplantae, Streptophyta, Magnoliopsida, Caryophyllales, Amaranthaceae.
CCCGUCUGCGAAAAUCGGUGAACAUGAUUAUAUGAUGGCAUGCUAAUACAUCAAUCAAAUAAUUUGUCGAAAAUGCCCCCACCAAACCUUGACUCGUAGUAGGUGGGUUAAUUUCUCCCACCAAACCUAACCUCUAAUUAAUAGUAUAAGGUACAAACUGAACCAUCCAGUCUCAAUCUUGCUGCUUUCUUUCUCUUUCUCUGUCUUCCUGAUUCUCCUCGUCUGCCAUUUUCGCAAGAUGGACAAAAAUGGUAGAAGAAAUUUGACAUUAAUAUGUGUUCCCAUAAUGGAUGAGACCGUUGAUCAAAUGUUGCUUCAAGUAAAGAAUGCUAAGGAGCAAGGUGCUGACUUGGUAGAGCUUCGAAUAGAUUUCUUGAAGAAUUUCAACGAAAAUGACCUUGAGCAUUUGAUUAAGAACAGUUGUUUGCCAACUUUGGUCACCUUUAGACCAACAUGGGAAGGUGGUCAGUAUGAUGGUGAUGAAAGCAAGCGAAGGAGCGCAUUGUGGAGAGCCAUGGAGCUCGGAGCUGACUAUGUAGAUGUUGAACUCAAGGUAGCAGAUGAAUUUUUGGAAUCAAUCAGUAAAAACAAGCCUUCUAAGACUGCAGUUAUUGUUUCUUCUCAUAAUUAUCAAAGCACUCCUUCAGUUGAAGAGAUAGGAAAUCUUGUAUCAAGAAUUCAAGCAACGGGAGCUGACAUUGUAAAGAUUGCAACAACUGCAACUGAUAUUACAGAUUGUGCACGCAUCCUUCAAGUACUUGCACAUUCUCAGGUUCCAAUUAUUGGACUUGUUAUGGGAGAGAAAGGAUUGAUAUCAAGGAUACUCUGUGCCAAGUUUGGUGGAUAUCUUACUUUUGGUGUACUCAAGCAAGGAGCUGUUUCAGCUCCUGGCCAACCUACUAUAAGAGAUCUUUUGGAUUUGUAUAAUUUCAGACUUAUAGGGCCUGAUACUAAAGUCUUUGGAAUCAUUGGGAAUCCUGUUGGCCAUAGUAAGAGUCCACAUAUGUACAAUCCAGCAUUCAAGUCUGUUGGUUUUGAUGGAGUUUAUGUGCCCUUACUAGUGGAUAAUGUACCCAAUUUCUUGAGGACUUAUUCAUCUCCUGAUUUUGUUGGAUACAGUGUUACACUUCCUCACAAGAUGGCUGCACUUGAGUGCUGUGACGAGGUGGAUCCAAUUGCUAAGGCAAUUGAAGCCGUAAAUUGCUUGGUUAAAAAGCCAAGAGAUGGAAAGCAGGCGGGCUACAAUUUUGAUUACGUCGGAGCUAUUGAAGCUAUUGAAGAAGGGCUACAAGAUGGUGGAAGUGUUGCACCAGUAUCACCCUUGGCUGGUAAACUCUUUGUUGUUGUUGGAGCUGGUGGUGCAGGAAAGGCACUUGCCUAUGGUGGAAAAGCCAAAGGAGCCAGGGUGGUUAUUGCUAAUCGUACACUUGAAAGUGCUGUAAAUUUAGCAAGUAAAUUGGAUGGUGAAGCUCUCAGUCUUGACGAAUUAGACAAUUUUGCUCCCGAAGAUGGGAUGAUUCUCGUGAAUACUACAUCAGUUGGAAUGAAACCUAAAAUUAAUGAAACACCUAUUUCUAAGAAAGCUCUGCGGUACUAUGCACUUGUUUUUGACGCGGUUUAUGCACCAAAGUUAACCAGACUUUUAAGAGAAGCUCAAGAAGAAGGAGCCAUUAUUGUUUAUGGAACAGAAAUGCUUGCUAAUCAAGCCUUCAGGCAGUUUGAACAAUUCACGGGCUUGCCAGCCCCAAAGGAACUCAUGAGGGAAGCCUUAGCAAAGAGUAUAGAAAAGAGUGCACAAUGAAGAGUUUUUGUUUUCUCCGAAUGUAUUUCCAUUAUUUUCUCAAGUGGUUUUGUUAGAAAGGACGUUCCUUUUUAUAGAUUAUUUCCCUAUUAAAAUUUGUACAAGAAACACCAGCUAUCUGGUUGGAAGGUCAAGUUCUAACCACAAGCUCAAGGGCUGGUGACAUCGACAUAAUGUGUACGAGAAACAUGCAAACUAAAGGAUGGCAAGGCGAGGUGAGGUGGUGUCAACAUGUAAUAAAAUGUUACACUUUAUAUCUGCAUUUUUUCAACUGUCGUGUUAUUGUUCGAAAAUAAGAGUGACAAAACUAUCAAGAUAGUCGAUUCCA